This is a messenger RNA of Closterium sp. Yama58-4, 4965 nucleotides long. Lineage: Eukaryota; Viridiplantae; Streptophyta; Zygnematophyceae; Desmidiales; Closteriaceae. The record is from the annotation of a GenBank genome assembly.
AUGGUGUACUGGGCUCUGCUCACCGACCUUAUCGCCGCCGUCUCAUCCACCGUCACCGACGCGUCAUUUUUCCCCCGAGUCUUCCUCAAGCUGCUCAAGGCCGGAUGGACCUGCUGCACCUCCCCGUGCCGCCUGUAUGCCAAGGCAUGCAAGGCGUCUGCUUACCCGCUUCCUUCAAGGCCCAACAGCAGCAGCAGCGGCGGAUGGUUUAGUGACCAUACGCACGAAUCGGUCAGAUCUCAUCAUGCAUCGUGCAGUGGCGUCCAUCCCAGUGGUCCUCCCUCUGCUGCUGCUGCAGAUGCUGCUGCGAAUGAGAGCGCCGCAGAUCUACCUGCUUCUGAAGGCGUCGAAUGGCUGGUGGAGUCGCAGGAGCGAAUGGGACCGGAAGGCUGUCUGCAGACCGACAUUCCGCUGUCGCAAGGGGAGCAGCAGGAGCAGAAGAGGCGGCAGCAGUUGCGAUGGCGGAAGCGGCUGACCGCGACGUUCCGCAGCCGCUACACCAAAUCGGCUUCUGCUGUCGAGACGUCCCGAAAUGCUACUGCGGGUGCAGGCGUCGGUCGGAAAGGGAGCGCGGUCAACGGGAGGAGCGCGGACGCUGCGGAUGGAGUUGCGUCGCCGUGCUCGCCGGACGCUGUCACGCCCAUCGUGCUGGUUCAUGGAAUCUUCGGGUUCGGCCACGGGAAAUUCGGCGGCAUUUCGUAUUUCGGCGGCGCGGAGUACCGGCACGACAAGGUGCUGGUACCGGACCUGGGGUCGCUCACGAGCAUUCACGACAGGGCCAGGGACCUCUUUUACUACCUCAAGGGCGGCACGGUCGACUAUGGCGCCGAGCACAGCGCCGCGGCUGGCCACGAUCGCUUUGGCAAGACAUACGCGCAAGGCAAGCACCCGCUGUGGGACGCGCAGCACCCGAUACACCUGGUGGCGCACUCGUCGGGCGUGCAGGCCGCCAGGAUGCUGCAGCACAUGCUGCACAACAAGGAGUUCGAGGGGCAUGAUGACACGAGUGCGGACUGGGUGGCGUCCAUCACGUCGCUGUCCGGCGCGCUCAAUGGCACCACGCGCGUCUACAUCGACGGCCUCUCCGUGCGCGACGGAGUGACGGUGCGCCCUAUGUGCCUGCUGCAGGUGCUGCGAAUCGGCUCCAUCAUCUUCGAGUGGCUCGACAUCGCGCCGCUUAAAGCCUUCUACUCCUUCGGCUUCGACCACUUCCCCCUCUCCUGGCGCCGCGUGGGCCUCUGGGGGCUUGUGAAGGCGCUGGCGGGAAAGACGGGGCCGUUUGCAUCGGGCGACUGGGUGCUGCCGGACCUGAGUCUGCACCACAGCAUGGAGCUCAACAAGAAGCUGCAGACGCAUCCCAACACCUACUACUUCAGCUAUGCGACAGUGAAGACGCGCAAUCUGAUGGGGUGGGUGGUGCCCGCGGCUCUCUCCAUCCACCCCAUCUUCACCCUCCGCUCGCUGCAGCUCUGCCUAUGGCGCCUCCCUAAACACGCACCUAAACCCUACCCCAAUUAUCGCGACAAGGACUGGUGGCACAAUGACGGUGCGCUCAACACCAUCUCCAUGCUCUACCCGCGCUUCCCCACGCCACAGCCGCACUCGCCCCUCCCCCGCAUCCAACCCUCGCAGGGCACCCCACCAUACAAGCCAGGCAUCUGGUAUUUCUCCCUGCUUGAGGCGGAUCACAUUCUGUUCAUCAUCAGCAGGCAGCGAGCAGGCGUGCGCUUUGACGUGCUCUAUGACUCCAUCUUCCACCGCUGCCGCACCGACCUCGCUGCCCUCUCCAUCAUCGCUUCUGCUGACUCCAAUGCUGCCACCUCCGCCUCGUCUGCUGCUGAGACUGCUGCUGCUGUGGCUUCUGUGGAUGGAGGAUGGCUGGGGGCUGAGCAGGGCCAGAUGUCGGGGGAGGGAGAGGAGGAGCAGGAGGGAGUGGGGUUGGCCUUGAGUGAAGUGGCGGGUAAGGUGAACAGUGGUGCUGCGACCAAGUCUCGUUCAUAUCGCCUCGUCACUUCCUCCUCCACGCCCUCCUUUUUGCCCUCCGAUGUUGCCUCACCACGUGGCGAGUGCGAAAAGGCUGGAAGUGCACUUUCACGGACAGGGCUUGGCUUGGAUGGGGCAAGGGCAGCGACCAAGUGCAGAGAGAUUGUUGAAAACGGGGUGAUGGAUGGGGAGGAGGGCAGCACAGAUGAUGCGAUUCAGUGGGCUCCCCAGUACAAGUGGACUGUGGGUGAGAAUGAGGUGGAGGAAGUGGAGGGGAAAGAGCUGGGGCAUCACCGGUACCAGGAGCAGGAGGAGGCGGGUGCGAGGGUUGACGGGUGCCAUGAGUGCGACAAGCAGCAGAGGGCACUGGCAGCAGUGGUGGACCUGUUUGGUGCGCCACUCACCAAUGUGUGUGUAUGCAGCUUGAGGAAUGGCCGUGGGGGAAGUGGAAAGCACGGGAGCAGGAGUGGCAGCGGGAUGCGAAGCAGCAUGAGCCUGGACUUUCUCGGGGACAUGUGGUUGUGGAAUGGAGGAGGCAAGGGUGUGAGCAGCGGUCGUGCCGGAAAGGGAAAGGAGAACACAGGAAGAAUAAGAAAGGUUACCUGGUGGGAAGGGGCUGACCUUCACAAGCACAACCGCGGAUUGCUGUCCCUGGAAGGGGAGGAUCAGGACGGUGGCAGCAAUGCUGUUCGCUGUGGGGCUGGGGGUGUGAUGGCUCUUGACUGGGGCUCAUUUGCCUGGAACGCUGGUCUGCGCAGCCAGUUCCUCUCCUCUCACCGUCUUCCCCUCGUCCUCCCGCUACCGCAUUUUGCGACCGCUUUCCGCCACCGCCUUCCGCCACCGCGCUUCGCGACCGCCUUCCGCCACCGCAUUUCGCGACCGCCUUCCGCCACUCCCGGAUCUCCCCCACCGUCAGCCAUGCCUCUCUCGAAGCAUCGCGACUGCCCGCGGGCGCCGCACAUUCAUCUCCUCGCGUUCGGCCUCCUCGCGCUGCUCUCCCUCCCCGCCAUUCUCACGUCCGAAGCCGCUUCCCGCACACCCGCACAGGCGGAGGAGCGCGCGGAGAUGAAGCGCAAGCUGAACGAGAUCGGGGCGCGGCACCCGAUCGUGGUGGUGGGGCGAUCGUACUGCCGCGAUACCCGGCGAACGCGGGCGCUGUUGGAAGGGCUUGCGGGCGACUCGGGCGGGACUAUUUGGCCGGUGAACGUUGACGGCACGGAGGAGGGGCCGGGCAUCGAGAAUGCCGCGGAGGUCGUCUACGGCACCACCGCCAUGCCGCAGGUGCGUGCGCCGCUGCGCGCAGGUUGGUGGUUUUGGUACGCGCAGGUACGGGCGUGGGUGCGCGCAUGUGGGGAAUUUGGUGCUCGCGUGUUCAUAGGUGGGCGGUAUGUGGGGGGCAAGGAGCAGGUGAUGGACCUGCAUGAGCGCGGCAAGCUCAAGCCCAUGGUGGACCGCGCUCUAGGCGGAGGCAGGGAGCUCUACGUCGAUCUGCGUUUUCUCCUCGUCCUCGUCGCGACGCUACCUACGACGUGGCUGAAGCGACAUCGACAUCCCCGACUUGUUACGGUGAAGGUGCUCUUGGAGGCUGCUAGGCGUACAUCCGAAGCUUUCAAGGGAACAACAGCUUUCGUGGCUCUCCAUUCUUCAAGGCGUCGUCGCGAUGCCAUCUACGACGUGGCUGAAGUGUCAUCGAUCGACCAGAGGAGCAGAGGAGCAGCUCCACGAGUCGUCCUGGUUCUAAUGGGGGCUGCGAGGCGUAUUUUCGAAGUUUCAAGAGAAGCAACCGCCUUCGGGGUUCUCCAUGCUUCAUGGACGGAAACGGAGGAGCAGCUCCACGGCUGGAGCAACCGCCUUUAUCAACCUUCCAAGGUCCUGCAGCAAAGGUUCUAUUCAAGGCGCUUGUGCCACACUGCUAAGCUCCAAGGCGGGGUGAACGUACCUGCCGACACCACUGGCAGGCGCCUCCUCUCUCUCACCCAGCUUUUGCUCAACCAAGGGACCUUCAGCAUGUCCAACAUCCAUGGGAGCACCAUGCCUCUCUUGACGGGAUACGGCCUUGGUGACCUUCAUUCACACGCGCGGGAGAUUGCUUCGACGCCGCUAGUUCUCCACACGCGCGAGGCUUCGAGUGCGCAUUGGAAAACAGUCAACAGCACGCAGCCCGCGCCUUGUUACCUGCUGCUCGUGCGCUCCGCAGCACUUCCUGCAGCACUGGCCGCCCUGCCUGCACGUGCUCUCAUUGUAUGGAUUGUAUGCCUUAUUUGCACAGCAGUAGAUGUAUGGCGGAUUCUCCUGCGCCUGGAGCUGCAGAUUCUCCUGCGCCUGGAGCUGCAGAUUCUCAUGUGUCCAUUCUACCACCUCGCUCGCCUCCUCCCCGACCCCGCCAACCUGCCUCUCUCCACCAGCCUGCUCUUCCACCUGCUCUCUCACGCCUGCCUCUGCGCCAUGCCCCGCUCCUCCCUGCUCUUCCUCUUCCAAGCUGCAGCACACCACCUCACGAGAGCCAUGCCUCUCUCGAAGCAUCGCGACUGCCCGCGGGCGCCGCACAUUCAUCUCCUCGCGCUCGGCCUCCUCGCGCUGCUCUCCCUCCCCGCCAUUCUCACGUCCGAAGCCGCUUCCCGCACACCCGCACAGGCGGAGGAGCGCGCGGAGAUGAAGCGCAAGCUGAACGAGAUCGGGGCGCGGCACCCGAUCGUGGUGGUGGGGCGAUCGUACUGCCGCGAUACCCGGCGAACGCGGGCGCUGUUGGAAGGGCUUGCGGGCGACUCGGGCGGGACUAUUUGGCCGGUGAACGUUGACGGCACGGAGGAGGGGCCGGGCAUCGAGAAUGCCGCGGAGGUCGUCUACGGCACCACCGCCAUGCCGCAGGUGUUCAUAGGUGGGCGGUAUGUGGGGGGCAAGGAGCAGGUGAUGGACCUGCAUGAGCGCGGCAAGCUCAAGCCCAUGGUGGACCGCGCUCUAGGCGGAGGCAGGGAGCUGUGA